This is a messenger RNA of Sporisorium graminicola, 1752 nucleotides long. RefSeq lists its product as uncharacterized. The transcript has a single exon. The coding region runs from base 1 to 1752 and encodes 583 amino acids. Gene Ontology annotation, molecular function: oxidoreductase activity; FAD binding. Lineage: Eukaryota; Fungi; Basidiomycota; Ustilaginomycetes; Ustilaginales; Ustilaginaceae. The record is from RefSeq and is a predicted model, not a curated record.
AUGCGUCUUGGACGGCUCCAUCGCUUGGCUCAAGCAGCGACUUUGCUAAUUGGCGCAGCGAGCGCUAGCAAUACCACCACCCUUGAGCCACGCGUCGUUGCAACCACUCAUCUACAGCGAUGCCUUGGUCAAGCUGGCAUCGAGCUGGUGGCCGCCGACGUCAGUACAGCAGAGGUCUACUUCCAGGCAUCUGCAUCCGACAAUGUCGUCUUUCACUACAACCCCACGCUCAUCGCGUAUCCCACCUCGGCCAGGCUGGUGCAGCAGGCGGUGAUGUGCGUUUCAGAACACUCGGAUGCGCCCAUCGCUGCUAGGAGUGGCGGCCAUUCCUUCGCUGGCUUUGGAAGCGGCGGCAUGGAUGGCUCUGUCGUCAUCGAUCUUGCCCGUCUCAACUCGGUAGUCUCGCACCCGCAGAGAGCCUCCGUCGAGGUCGGUCCGGGUGCUCGCCUCGGUGACGUGGUUAAAGGCCUCUGGCAUCAGGGCAAUGGUCAACGAGCAAUGUCGACGGGUACCUGUGCAGGAGUCGGCGUCGGCGGUCUCAGUCUCUGUGGUGGCUUCGGUCCCAUGUCAAGAAAGUGGGGACUUACUGCCGACAAUAUCCUCGAAGCGGAUCUCGUGCUUGCCAAUGGAUCCAUGGUCACCGUCUCGGAAUCGCAGCAUCCAGAGCUGCUCUGGGCGCUACGAGGAAGUGGUUCCUUCUUCGGCAUCGUCACUCGCUUUCUUUUCCAAUCACAGGACGCCUCGCCACCCGUUAUUUCGUUUGAAUUCCGCUGGACCCCUUCCAUCGACACCGUAGACAAGGCCAUCGCAGUCAUGUUGGCCGUCCAAGCUUUCUCUCUACAGCACGAUCUCUCAAACGAUCUCGGCUUGCACAUCCAACUCCGCAAGCCGUCACAAAGCGAUCCUCAGCCAUCAAUGAACCGACCAGUCUCAAUCGAAGUCAAGGGUAUAUACCUUGGCCCUGUAGCCGAAUGGGAUCAGCUUCAAUCGAAGCUCAUGGCCGAACUUCGUUCUUACUCCGCGCCGGAGCCGGACACCCAGAAAGUCACGCUUCAUAACUAUCUUGAGCUCAUGGAGGAAUGGGAUGACUUUGGCAAAGGCGAGCACAAGCUUGACACCGAAGCUAUCCACAAGCAACACAACAACUUUGUCACAAAGUCAUCGCUCACCCUCAAGCCCAACAAGGGAUUCGACCAGCAGGCUUUGCGGCCUCUCAUGCAAUAUAUUUGGGAUACCAGUUUGACCGCUGGCCAAGAUGUCGAUCUUCCUAACGGCAAGCAUGUAUUUUGGGCGUGGAACAUCUACUUUGAGCUAUUCGGCGGCGGCAGGCCAGCACACGCUCAGCCUAAAGCCAAGAAGCUCAGCAGCUUCCCUCAUCGAGAUGGUCUCUGGCUCAUCCAAGUUGCUGUUGGCACUGUUGCCUACAUGGACCUCGCACACUCAGGCCACCUAUAUGCACGCGAGCUCGAUGCUCGAAUCAACGGCGCCAUCCAGGCCUCCGACCUUGGCAGAGGUGGCUACUCUUGCUACGUCGAUUCGGAACUCGACGAAGACGAAUGGAGGCAGCUCUACUAUGGAUCCUCCAUUCCACGCCUUGAAGACAUCAAGAUGCAGGUCGAUCCACUGAAUCUGUUCCGCAACCCGCAGACCUUGGGCAGUCGCAGAGACAUCCAAGCCCGACGCAAAGCUGCACGUCGUCGUCGCCGGGAGCCGGAGGCUGGCCCCCCACCGCUCCGAUCUUCUCGUCUGUGA